GCAAAUCCGCCAUACGCGACGAGUUGAACCAACUUCAACUUUUUGCGUUGCGGUAACUGCGUCGACCAAUCACAGAGGCUUUUCUUCGUUUCGCGUCAACAGAGACAGUUGGAGGAUCCCUAGAGACAGUCUGACACUACUGUUUCGCACAAGCGGCACAUUCGUAAAUAACGCACAAGGAAGAACGAGCAUAUUAUAAAAACUAUCAAAGUGCACAUGGAUCCUAGUUCUUCAGUGACAAUGAAUGCAUGUUCAUAUUGGACCUCAGAAAGAACGAGGGAGGUUAUUUCAAUUGUGCGCAGUAAUAUUGGUUUAUAUGCCAAGGGCUCACGUAUGUUCAAAAAUAAACAAGCAAAAGAUUUAGCUUGGCAAAGUGUUGGUGCAUUGCUAGUUCCUCCUUGUUCAGGAGAUAUGGUUGCAAAACGUUUUAAGAGUUUGAGAGAUACCUUUCAAAAAGAAAGAAAGAAAGUUCUUGCUAAUAUUCCCUCAUCAGGAGCAGGUGUACAAGAUGGAAAUACGAGAUAUGAGUCAACAUGGGAAUACUAUAAAGAUUUAUUGUUCCUUUCAGAACACAUUAACAGUAGAACGACAAUAAGUAAUUAUUCAGGACACUCUGACAGUGAAUCUGUCUGUCCUGAAACACAAUCAGAUGACAGUCAGUUUUGGACAAAUGAAACAGAUUCCUGUACAAACGUUUUAAAAAGGAAAGCAAGCCAGCCGCUUAUUUUCAUGGAAAUGACAGAAGAAAAUGAAAGUGCAAUACCUGAAAAUAUUGUUUAUAAGGAUACUUUGUCUGUCUCUUUGCAAUGCACAUCCUCCUCAGGUGACAACGAGUCAUUACUCAGCGACGAAUCAAAUAAAAAUUCUUGUGUUUCACCAGCUGUACUAAAAUCAUCAAUGUGGCGAAAAAGGAGAAAAAUGAAGAUGUUCUCAAAAGUUGUAUACAGCAACUUUCAAAAAGUGCAGCAGAAGUCGCAGCAAAGAUAA
Temnothorax curvispinosus is the source of this 987-nucleotide messenger RNA. RefSeq lists its product as uncharacterized. Gene Ontology annotation, cellular component: transcription regulator complex; nucleus. NCBI's taxonomy places the organism in Eukaryota, Metazoa, Arthropoda, Insecta, Hymenoptera, Formicidae. The transcript is spliced from 5 exons. Gene Ontology annotation, biological process: regulation of transcription by RNA polymerase II. The record is from RefSeq and is a predicted model, not a curated record. The coding region runs from base 217 to 987 and encodes 256 amino acids.